CCGCGCCACCUUUUUAUUGAUAACCAUUUUAAUUCACCCCUGUGACUCCGAUCGUCGCCACCUUGACCCCUGAAACCCAAAGUCUUGUCGAUAGUCUCUGUUUCGCCGAUCAGUGUACAAAACUUUUGUUGGUCGAACAGAGAACCCAUCAUGGACACAGGUGACUGGAGAACUCAAUUUCCAUCUGAUUCACGCUCGAGAGUUGUCAAUAAAAUAAUGGAAACUCUGAUAAAGCAACUUCCAUUUAUUGGACCAGAGGGAAUUAACGAGCUCAGGAAAAUUGCUGUCAGAUUUGAGGACAAAAUAUUCAGCAAUGCUAUCAAUCAGGCUGAGUACCUUCGUCAAAUAUCCCUGAAGAUGCUGAGUAUGGAGACUAAAUCACAAAAUGCAGCUGGUUCUUCCUCAUCUGUCUUUGCCGCUGAUGACAACAGCCCUCCGUUGGUUCCAGAUGAUUUUUUUGGGUGUAUUCUUAUGGACAUUGACCAUUCAGAGCCUUCUCUUCCGAACAAUGAACCUGAUGUGAAUUCAAGUGACUGGAGAACUCAACAGCCACCGGAUUCACGCCAGAAGAAUAUCUACGCGUUAUUGGAAACACUAAAGAAAAAUGUUCCAUACUCUGGGAAAGAAGGAAUUGACGAGCUCAUGAGAAUUGCUGUCAGCUUCGAGGAGUUGAUUUUCAACACUGCUAUAAGCCAGGAGGAUUACCUUGGCAAAAUAUCCAUAAAGAUGCGGACUAUGUAAGAGGGCAACUAAGUCAUUAAGUGGCGUUCUAAGCGAUCAAUUGCGUUUGAAACUUUCAGGGCAAUUCCAUAUUUGUAUAAAGAACUCACCUUGAAAACCUUUUAAACCUGCAAUGUUUAAUGUAUAUAUAAUUAAUCAUGGCAAAGGUAUCCAUUGAUUUGAUUUAUGAAACACCAUUUCUCA
This is a messenger RNA of Arabidopsis lyrata subsp. lyrata, 924 nucleotides long. RefSeq names its product mediator of RNA polymerase II transcription subunit 15a. The coding region runs from base 151 to 741 and encodes 196 amino acids. The record is from RefSeq and is a predicted model, not a curated record. NCBI's taxonomy places the organism in Eukaryota, Viridiplantae, Streptophyta, Magnoliopsida, Brassicales, Brassicaceae. Gene Ontology annotation, molecular function: chromatin DNA binding; transcription coactivator activity. Gene Ontology annotation, biological process: regulation of DNA-templated transcription. The transcript is spliced from 7 exons.